Messenger RNA from Paramisgurnus dabryanus, 5519 nucleotides. RefSeq names its product potassium voltage-gated channel, subfamily H (eag-related), member 5a (gene kcnh5a). Gene Ontology annotation, molecular function: voltage-gated potassium channel activity. The record is from RefSeq and is a predicted model, not a curated record. Gene Ontology annotation, cellular component: voltage-gated potassium channel complex; plasma membrane. Gene Ontology annotation, biological process: potassium ion transmembrane transport; regulation of membrane potential. Lineage: Eukaryota; Metazoa; Chordata; Actinopteri; Cypriniformes; Cobitidae.
ACAGUAUAGAAGUGCGCAGGCGCAUUCGAGAAGGGGAGCACGGAGCCUGCAGAAGUGUGAGUGCUCCUUGGUACAAAGGACCCAUACCAGUCAGACACGGCGCAGCGUUACCAUGAUCUUCUCCAUCCCACCGAUAGAUACCCAUCCCGCCUGCAUCACUUUAACGCCCAUCUUCCAGCAAGUCCGCGAGCCUGACCAUCGCUGCCCGGUCGCAGAAUGCACGGAGGAAAAAGAGGACUGGUGGCACCACAAAACACUUUUUUGGAAAACAUUGUUCGCCGAUCAAGUGAGACAAGUUUCUUGUUGGGCAAUGCACAAAUCGUGGAGUGGCCUAUAGUUUACAGUAAUGACGGAUUCUGCAAGCUGUCUGGCUAUCAUAGGGCUGAGGUCAUGCAGAAGAGCAGUACCUGCAGUUUCAUGUAUGGCGAGCUUACAGACAAAAAGACAACAGACAAAGUCAGACAGACUUUUGAUAACUAUGAAUCCAAUUGCUUUGAAGUGCUGCUGUAUAAGAAGAACAGAACCCCCGUGUGGCUCUACAUGCAGGUGGCCCCCAUCAGCAAUGAAAAUGAUAAGGUGGUCCUUUUCCUCUGCACUUUCAAGGAUAUCACUGUCUUCAAGCAGCCUAUUGAAGAUGAGACCACCAGAGAAGAGGGCGGAGUUUCAAGAACUCGUGCUGCAGCGAACCGCCACAACAAAGCAGGAGAAUCUCACGCAACAAGAUGGACCAAGUUUGCCCGGCUAACCAGGGCAUUAACCAAUAGCCGGGGCACAUUGCAGCAGCUGGCGCCUAUUAACAAGACAGAGGUCAGCCACAAGCAUUCGCGACUGGCAGAGGCUCUUCAGCUGGGCUCUGACAUCCUUCCUCAAUACAAGCAAGAGGCUCCUAAAACUCCACCUCAUAUAAUCCUGCACUACUGCACCUUUAAGACCACAUGGGACUGGGUCAUUCUCAUCCUUACCUUUUACACGGCCAUCAUGGUUCCCUACAAUGUCUCCUUUAAGACCAAACAAAACAACCUGGUGUGGUUGGUUCUGGACAGCGUGGUGGAUGUCAUCUUCCUAGUGGAUAUUGUGUUGAACUUUCAUACUACUUUUGUGGGUCCUGGAGGAGAGGUUAUAUCGGACCCAAAGCUCAUACGUAUGAAUUACUUGAAGACCUGGUUUGUCAUAGACCUGCUGUCUUGCCUGCCCUAUGACAUCAUCAAUGCCUUUGAAAACGUGGACGAGGAUCCCAUUGCAGACUCUUCUGCAGUGGGCCACUUACCAUCUGCGGCCCACUCGCCACGAAACGCCACACGCACAGAGGACUCAGUGUUACCUGGUCUAAGCAGUCUAUUCAGCUCACUGAAAGUGGUGCGUUUGCUCCGUCUGGGCCGAGUGGCACGCAAACUGGACCACUAUCUGGAAUAUGGUGCUGCUGUAUUAGUUUUACUGGUGUGCGUCUUUGGUCUGGUGGCACAUUGGCUGGCUUGCAUCUGGUACAGCAUCGGUGAUUACGAGGUCAUCGAUGAGGCCACCAACAGCAUCAAGACGGACAGUUGGCUUUAUCAGUUAGCUAUUAGCAUUGGCACGCCAUACCGCUACAAUGCCAGUGGAUCUGGCCAAUGGGAGGGUGGUCCCAGUAAGCACACGCUCUACAUUUCUUCUCUCUAUUUUACUAUGACAAGUCUCACCACCAUUGGCUUUGGAAACAUUGCCCCAACUACAGAUGGGGAGAAGAUCUUCUCAGUGGCCAUGAUGAUGGUGGGCUCUCUUCUAUACGCCACCAUCUUCGGAAACGUGACCACCAUCUUUCAGCAGAUGUACACCAACACCAACCGCUACCACGAGAUGCUCAACAAUGUAAGAGACUUCUUGAAGCUCUACCAGGUUCCUAAAGGACUGAGUGAGAGAGUUAUGGACUACAUUGUAUCCACGUGGGCCAUGACCAAAGGCAUAGACACAGAGAAGGUUCUGUCAAUCUGUCCUAAAGACAUGCGUGCCGACAUCUGUGUACACCUGAACCGGCAGGUGUUUAAUGAGCACCCUGCUUUUCGAUUGGCCAGUGAUGGCUGUCUGCGCUCUUUGGCGGUAGAGUUUCAGACCACACACUGUGCUCCAGGAGAUCUUAUCUUCCACGCAGGAGAGAGUGUGGACACUCUUUGCUUUGUGGUUUCUGGCUCGCUGGAGGUCAUCCAGGAUGAUGAGGUUAUAGCAAUUUUAGGUAAGGGUGACGUGUUUGGCGACGUGUUCUGGAAGGAAUCCACAUUGGCACAUGCGUGCGCUAAUGUGAGGGCACUGACGUACUGCGAUCUGCAUGUGAUCAGAAGGGAAGCUUUACUCAAAGUGCUGGAGUUUUACACGGCCUUCGCCAACUCUUUCUCCCGCAACCUCUUUCUUACCUGCAACCUCCGCAAGCGGAUUGUUUUUCGCAAGAUCGUUGACGUAAAGAAGGAGGAAGAGGAGAGGAGGCAUCAGAAGAAUGAAGUUACGUUAUCCAUCCCCGUGGACCAUCCUGUACGGAAGCUAUUCCAAAAAUUCAAACAGCAGAAAGAAAUGCGUUCGCAAGGUUCAUCGCAAUCUGACCUGGAUAGGAACCAGUUUCAGGUGGAACAUCAUCUCCAUCCGCUGUCCCAUCAGCUUCAUCAGCAGCAAUAUCAGUCACAGUACCAGGGUCACCAUCCUCUUCAACUUCAACACGUCACCCCCAUUCAAAAUGGUGCCCCUGGUUCGGGCAACGGGAACAAUGGUUCUAGUGUUCUGACUGUCUCACAGAUAACCCCGUUCCAAAGCGCAUUGGCCUAUGUUCAGACAGAGGAACCCAAUAGGAGUGAUGGUCAUGAAGCAAUGGAGCUUAAGCCCAGUUUUAGUGUGGAGGACCAGAAUUGUCUAAAGGUUACAAGUCCAGUGAGACCCAGAGGAGGAAGGGGACGAGGCUGGAUGCGCUUCCAAAACGCCACAUCAGGAUCUUCAAUGCUUCCGCUGGAACUGGAGAAGCAGCCUCCCAAGGAAGAAGAGUGGGGGGAUGUGGCCAAGCCAUUGAAUGUGAUUUCUCAGGAUGCCAAGAGCCAGGAAGCCGGAUCUGAUGGAAAUGGUUCAGGUGGAAAUGGCAACGGAAAUAGCAAUGAGGAGACAGAUGAAAACAGUGCUCUACACAAGACUGAUUCAUGUGACAGUGGUAUCACAAAGAGUGACUUGCGUAUCGACAGAGUGGGUGUUUCACGAAGCCCCUACGAAAGGUGUCCGACGGAGAGGAGUCCGUACGAUCAUCCCAGCCCAGGGAUAGGCGACAUGACACUUCGGGGUCUUCAUUUUCAGCCUAUUCCUGAACAGGGUGUCCUUCAAAACAGCCUGCACGAGGCAAAGCUGGAACUAAAGGGGGACAUCCAGACUUUAAAUAACCGGCUAGCAGCGCUGGAGGCUCAGGUGGGGGAGAUUUUAAGACUCCUCUCAUCAGAGAAGAGCAAACCUUCCCCUCCACCUCAAACCAAAACCGAACUUGAACGGCAGGACAUCUUUGCCGUUUCACAGCCCGUCUCUCCAGAUACAGGAGAUGAUGAACCCUUUUGAAUUAAGAGAAAUAGGUUUAUUUAUUAGAUAUUGAUAUGCUGGUUUUAUUUAUUACUCGCCUUCCUCUAACUCAGGAAGGAACGGUAAAACAGAUGAAUCGGGGAAGAAUUAUUUCUAUUGUAAAUACUUGCAUGUCCAGCUGGAAUCUGGCCUGCCAAUGAGAUCUUCUCUACGGAUAGUAGUUGCUUGUACGUGUAAGGAGUUGGCUGCAUGCAGAGAUCAUUUAAAAGGCACUUUUAGUGUGACCCGGCACAUAGGAUCUCCUAACAUAUUUCAGGGCGUUUUCUCUUUGAAGUGGUCAGAUGUGCCAGACCUGAUCUUGGGUGGCUGUACGUUAGAAUCAGUCUUGGUUUAAUACCCCAAGCAUUGGUUUAGCACAGCACUAUUCAUAGUGACCUGGCUAUAAAUGGAUAUACAGUCACUUACUGUCGCUUUUCUCAAAUAUCCCAAUAUUUCUUCCCAGUUUAGUAUGCAUAAAUAAGCAUAAUGACUGGAAGUGCGGGUUUGUAAGAUGGUUAGCUUAGAUGAUGAAAAGUAGAGAAUAAGAUCAUUAAUAUGUGACCCUGUCUGUGAAAUCCAGGGUAAAGUCUCUCAAAAUUUGAUUUCUUAAUUGAUUUUAAUCUUUGACAUGACCUUACUCAGUCAAUAAUAUCAAAGUUGUAUUUUCACAGAUGUGUCUUUACAUUUAUGUAGGAUGAUUAAAUGGGGGAAAACAGUGACAGGGUCACAUAUUUGAUAUGAAACCUUAAUCUCAUUUCAUUACCACAUUGUUUUUAAAUUUCAUUAUCAUUAUUGCCCUUAUUUAUCUUAAUACAUUAUGAUAGAUAAGAGAUUUUGGGGGUCUGUUUAACACGUUUUAGAAAGACAUACUUGCAUGCUGGAAGAAUACUGUAUGUGGUAAAGUCUGGCAUGGUAGAAAUAGGGUCUUCUCGUUUUCCCUUUUUAAUUAUGCAAACGCACAAAGUCUCAAUGGGAGGGGGGGUGCUGCAUUUUGGUAGUAAAGCUCCCUCUCGUGCCAAUAUUAGAAGCAUGAACAUCUUCAGGCCAUUUGGAAACUGCACAAGCAUGCACAGACGUUUUGCAUGACAUCAGCAUUGAGUGUUACAUUAGUAGACAUGAAAGUCAAGGUUUUCUAGUAUUGUUUCCCUACAUAGUAAUUGAUAUUAAUCUAUACUAUGCAUAAUUAAUUUGAAUGAAGAUGCAUAUGUCGUAACCUUCCCAUUUUAAUCCAGCUUUUAUGUAUUAUGCUCCACCAAAAGUACCCAAACUGUGUCACUAGACAACCUGUGGCCGUGUUACGUUUUAUAAAGUGUUCAUCAUUUGGACUUGCUGUUAUAGGAGCUUUUUUAACGUUAUGUUAUUAUUACAUCCAUGGAUGGUGACUCACAUAUCAACAUACUUAUGGGUGCUUUAGAGCAGAGGUUCCCAAACUUUUUUUAGGUACUGUAUAAUCCAUACCAGGACCUGCCAACAUAUUUUUUAAAUGUAAAUAUGAGGAAAACACAUUUUCUCUCUCUUAUAUCUGAGUUGUUUUUAUUUUCCUUGCAUUUUAUAAAUGAAACGCAAGUUUAAUUGCUGUAUCAAAAUAACUUAUGGUAUAUCAUAUCAAAAUCAUUGUACCCAAGUGAUUUGCACGACUCAUCUCAUUGUGCGACCCACAAGUGGGUACCGACCCCGAAGUUUGAAAACCCCUGCUUUAGAGGGCUCAUAAUGUUAUAACUAAUGCCCCUUCACCUCUCAUUCACCAUUAUUUCAAUUGUGCUGUUAUAUGUGCAUAAUGGUGAUGUUAUUAUCAAACAUUAGGGACGAUGACUGAGGCACUAUAGAGAGAACACUAUUAAGAUUACAACAACAGCAGAAGUGUGGUUGUAUUUGAAGAGCUUAGAUGCAAAACCCUCUAACUGCGUCUGACAUGUUUUCUAAGCAUUUGUGACCUUUGCUGACAAAUUGAGUCGGAAUGAGUACAU